This is a messenger RNA of Brassica napus (rape), 906 nucleotides long. RefSeq lists its product as uncharacterized. The coding region runs from base 1 to 906 and encodes 301 amino acids. Lineage: Eukaryota; Viridiplantae; Streptophyta; Magnoliopsida; Brassicales; Brassicaceae. The record is from RefSeq and is a predicted model, not a curated record. The transcript is spliced from 2 exons.
AUGUCGUCGAUAGACAUUGCGGUAGGUCAACGUUACGAUAGUAAAGACGAUUUAGAUAGACGACUGAAACUUCUUACAGUGAGGUAUAAAUUUGAUUUUGAUGUAGAAACAUCAACUCCGACAUCAUACGUUGUUAAGUGUUGGGUUGAUGGAUGUCUCUGGAGAGUUCGUGCUUCUACCCCAGGAGAAUCCAAGGCGUUUUUUGUUCGUAUUUACGAUUCGAAGCAUACAUGUUCCUGCACAGAGCGUUCUAAUCGAUCUCGACAAGCAACACCAGAUAUUUUAGGUAUGUUGUACAAGAACUUCGGCGACGUUGGUCCGGCCGUUCACCCUACGAGCGUCGGAAUAGCUAUCACUAAGCAGUUUGGUAUAAAGAUGGAUUAUUGGAAAUCAUACCGGACGUUGAAAUUUGCAAGGGAAAUCGAUGAGGGAACACCUGAGUGUGGGUUUGAAAGCUUGCCUUCUUACUUAUACAUGAUAAGAAGGGCAAAUCCGAGUACAGUGACGCGUCUUCAAAUCGAUGAGCUUGGAAGAUUCAUGUAUGUGUUUCUUGCCUUUGGUGCGAGCGUUAAUGGGUAUCCUUUCAUGCGCAAAGUUGUUGUAGUUGACGGUACGUUUCUCAAUGGUAAAUACAAAGGGACGCUACUCACAGCACUAACUCAGGACGGUAACUUCCAGAUUUUUCCAAUAGCCUUCGCAGUGGUUGACAGAGAAAAUGAUGAUUCGUGGCAUUGGUUUUUUACGCAACUAAAACUUCUGAUUCCUGACGACGAGGGUCUUGCGAUAAUCUCGGACAUGCAUAACUCGAUAGGGAAAUCAAUUAGAAAUAUGUAUCCGUUGGCUACUCGGGGAAUAUGCACCUACCAUUUAUAUAAGAACAUAUUGGGACGGUACAAAGGAAAAUAA